AUGAAGAUGAUGAAAAAGAAGGAGAGGAGGAUGAGAAGAAGAGGAAUGCUGAUGAUGAUCAGCAUAAAUGAUGAUGAUGAUGAUGAUGAUGAUGAUGAUGAUGAUGAUUAUGAUGGUGAUGAUAAGGAUCACCAGAAUUAUAAUGAGACAAAGGAUGAUGAUGCUGAUGAUAAUGGUGAUGCUGGUCUUCAAGGAGAUGAAGACAAAGGAGGAGAUAAGGAUGCUGGUGUUCAUGGAGAUGGAGAGGAAGGUGGAAAUAAUGAGAAAGAACCAAAGGAAGAUGAUAAGAAGACUGGCAAUGCUGAUGAUGAUGGUGGUCUUCAAGGAGAUAAAGAGAAAGGAGGAAAUAAAGAGUUGGAUGCUGGGGUUCAUGCAGAUGGAGAGAAAGGAGGAAAUGUUGAGAAAGAACAACCAAAGGAAGAUGAUACGAAGACGAGGAAUGCUGAUGAUGAUCAACUUAAAGGGGCUAAGGAUAAGGAUAAGUGUAAGAUUUCUACACACGUCCCUACUCGCACCGCUGCUGGUGUUGAUCUUGUUGAUCUUCGUACUCCAACUCCUCCUCCUCCUCCUCCUGUUGUUGAAGCUGUUGAGAAUGUAUAUAAUAGAAAGUCUUGGAGAGUUGAUGUAACAGCCGGUAAAUAA
Molecule: messenger RNA, 642 nt
Organism: Beta vulgaris subsp. vulgaris (sugar beet)
Lineage: Eukaryota; Viridiplantae; Streptophyta; Magnoliopsida; Caryophyllales; Amaranthaceae
Exons: 3
Coding region: 1-642 (213 amino acids)
Source: RefSeq, a predicted model, not a curated record